GGGAUUAUUUCAGUUGAAAAAAAAAAACACUUUUUAGCCUUUUACCUAUCUCAGUACCUCUACUUCCCAGUCUCCAUUGUGCUCCCGCCGCCCGACGGCGCCGUUGAACUGUUCUUCGCCGGUAAAAUGGAGGCAGUGGUAGUGGAUGCCGGCUCUAAGCUCCUCAAAGCCGGCUUUGCAAUUCCUGAUCAGGCUCCUUCCAUGAUAAUUCCGACACAAAUGAAACGGAUGCCUAUAGAUGCUUCAUUAGAUGAUCCUUCCUUGGUUGAAGAUAUAACGGUGGAUCCAAUUGUCCGAGGUUUUGUUAAAGAUUGGGAUGCCAUGGAAGAUUUAUUGCACCAUGUUCUUUAUACUGGCCUUGGGUGGGAAAUGGGCAAUGAAGGCCAAAUUUUAUUCACAGAUCCACUUUGCACUCCCAAGGCUGUUAGGGAACAGUUGGUGCAAUUGAUGUUUGAAACAUUUAACAUCUCUGGCUUUUAUGCUUCUGAGCAAGCAGUGUUGUCGCUUUAUGCAGUAGGGCGCAUCUCAGGCUGCACGGUUGAUAUUGGUCAUGGGAAGAUUG
Molecule: messenger RNA, 562 nt
Organism: Coffea eugenioides
Lineage: Eukaryota; Viridiplantae; Streptophyta; Magnoliopsida; Gentianales; Rubiaceae
Product: actin-related protein 7-like
Exons: 3
Biological process (GO): anatomical structure morphogenesis
Cellular component (GO): nucleus
Source: RefSeq, a predicted model, not a curated record